Clunio marinus is the source of this 691-nucleotide messenger RNA. NCBI's taxonomy places the organism in Eukaryota, Metazoa, Arthropoda, Insecta, Diptera, Chironomidae. The record is from the annotation of a GenBank genome assembly.
AGAACAAUGUUUAGUACCUACUUCUUUAGUACUUUUUGAUAUCGCCUCUCUCGACACUUAAGUAAAAAACUACAAAAAAUUGAAUAUUUCUACCAAGUUUUAAAGCACGAAAGCAGCUUCAUUUUCCUUUAAGUGUCAAUUUUGUUUCGUAUGUCAAUCCAGAACUUAAAUACAUUUGAUCCAUUUGCUGAUGCUGUUGGCUCCGCAAACGAGGAUGUUCAAGACGGUCUCGUUCAUAUAAGAAUUCAACAAAGGAAUGGUCGCAAAACAUUAACAACAGUUCAAGGUCUUUCAUCGAAUUAUGAUUUGAAGAAAAUCGUCAGAACCUGCAAAAAAGAAUUUGCUUGUAAUGGAACUGUAAUCGAACAUCCAGAGUAUGGUGAAGUUUUGCAAUUGCAAGGAGAUCAACGUGAGAACAUUUGCCAAUUUCUGACUAAAACAGGAUUGGUGAAGCAAGAUCAAUUGAAAGUCCAUGGUUUCUAAAUGUGUUUAUUAUUUCUUCUUUGAAUAUAAUUCUGAUGAAUCUAAUUAAAUUUGCCUCAAGCAACUAACCACACCUACACACACAACAUAAUACGUUCGUUAUAAAGAGAUCAAAACGAGAAAUUGGAAAAUAAAUAAAUUACUGAAUAUCGUAUUAAAUAUAUGAUAUGGUCAGAGUUUUUCUAUAAUAACUAUCGACUUUAAGUAG